GGCAGGUGUAACGGUACCGGCGGCCGCCGCGCCUCUGCUCCUGCCUGUUCCUCGGGAAGGGGACGCAUGGCGAGCGAGAAGCCGGGCCCGGGGCUUGAGCCGCAACCCGCGGGGCUCCUCGCCGUCGGGGCCGGAGGCGGCGGGGGCGGCGGGAUGGGAGAGCCGAGGGGGGCGUCCGGUUCGGGCUCCGGCUGCGGCUCCGGCCCGGUGGUGCUGCCCGCGGGGAUGAUCAACCCUUCGGUGCCGAUCCGCAACAUCCGGAUGAAAUUCGCAGUGUUGAUCGGACUCAUACAGGUCGGCGAGGUCAGCAACAGGGACAUCGUGGAGACGGUGCUGAACCUGCUGGUGGGUGGAGAGUUUGACCUGGAGAUGAACUUCAUCAUCCAGGAUGCCGAGAGCAUCACAUGCAUGACGGAGCUCCUGGAGCACUGCGACGUCACCUGCCAGGCCGAGGUCUGGAGCAUGUUCACCGCCAUCCUACGCAAGAGCGUUCGCAACUUACAGACCAGCACGGAGGUCGGGCUCAUCGAGCAGGUGCUGCUGAAGAUGAGCGCGGUGGACGACAUGAUCGCAGAUCUUCUAGUUGAUAUGUUGGGGGUUCUUGCCAGCUACAGCAUCACUGUCAAGGAGCUGAAGCUUCUGUUCAGCAUGCUUCGGGGAGAGAGCGGAGUCUGGCCAAGACAUGCAGUAAAAUUAUUAUCAGUCCUUAAUCAGAUGCCACAAAGACAUGGUCCUGAUACUUUUUUCAAUUUUCCCGGUUGUAGUGCUGCGGCAAUCGCAUUGCCUCCCAUCGCAAAGUGGCCUUAUCAGAACGGCUUCACCCUGAACACUUGGUUUCGUAUGGAUCCAUUAAAUAACAUUAAUGUUGAUAAGGAUAAGCCUUAUCUUUAUUGUUUCCGUACCAGCAAAGGAGUCGGCUACUCUGCUCAUUUCGUUGGGAACUGCCUGAUAGUCACCUCGCUGAAGUCCAAAGGAAAAGGCUUUCAGCACUGUGUGAAGUACGACUUCCAGCCGCGCAAGUGGUACAUGAUCAGCAUUGUCCACAUUUACAAUCGAUGGCGGAACAGUGAAAUUCGGUGUUACGUUAACGGACAGCUGGUAUCCUAUGGUGAUAUGGCUUGGCAUGUUAACACGAACGAUAGCUACGACAAGUGCUUUCUUGGAUCUUCCGAAACUGCCGAUGCAAACAGGGUCUUCUGCGGCCAGCUCGGCGCCGUGUAUGUGUUCAGCGAAGCCCUCAACCCUGCCCAGAUAUUCGCGGUUCACCAGCUCGGGCCUGGCUACAAGAGCACCUUCAAGUUUAAAUCUGAGAGUGAUAUUCAUUUGGCCGAGCAUCAUAAGCAGGUUCUGUACGACGGAAAACUUGCCAGUAGCAUUGCGUUCACGUACAACGCCAAGGCCACGGACGCGCAGCUCUGCCUGGAGUCCUCGCCCAAGGAGAACGCGUCCAUUUUUGUGCACUCCCCGCACGCCCUCAUGCUCCAGGAUGUGAAAGCUAUAGUAACACAUUCAAUUCAUAGUGCAAUUCAUUCAAUUGGAGGGAUUCAAGUUCUUUUCCCACUUUUUGCCCAACUGGACAAUCGGCAGCUCAAUGACAGUCAAGUAGAAACAACUGUCUGUGCUACUCUUUUGGCAUUCCUGGUUGAACUACUUAAAAGUUCGGUAGCCAUGCAAGAACAGAUGCUGGGUGGAAAAGGCUUUUUAGUCAUUGGCUACUUACUGGAAAAGUCCUCCCGCGUCCACAUGACCCGCGCCGUCCUGGAGCAGUUUCUGUCCUUCGCCAAGUACCUGGACGGCCUGGCCCACGGAGCCCCUUUGCUGAAGCAGCUCUGCGACCACAUUUUGUUCAACCCAGCCAUCUGGAUACACACCCCUGCGAAGGUUCAGCUCUCUCUGUACACGUAUUUGUCUGCUGAAUUCAUUGGCACUGCUACCAUUUACACCACCAUACGCAGAGUAGGAACAGUGCUCCAGCUAAUGCACACGUUGAAAUACUACUACUGGGUCAUCAACCCUGCUGACAGCAGCGGCAUCGCCCCUCAAGGACUAGAUGGUCCCCGGCCAUCACAAAAAGAAAUUAUAUCACUGAGGGCAUUUAUGCUACUCUUUCUGAAACAGCUCAUAUUAAAGGAUCGAGGGGUCAAAGAAGAUGAACUUCAGAGUAUAUUAAAUUACCUACUUACAAUGCAUGAGGAUGAAAAUAUUCAUGAUGUGUUACAGUUACUAGUGGCUUUGAUGUCAGAACACCCAGCCUCGAUGAUACCAGCAUUUGAUCAAAGAAAUGGAAUAAGGGUAAUCUACAAAUUACUGGCUUCCAAAAGUGAAAGUAUUUGGGUUCAGGCCCUGAAAGUUCUGGGAUACUUUCUGAAACAUUUAGGUCACAAGAGAAAAGUGGAAAUCAUGCACACCCAUAGUCUUUUCACGCUUCUUGGAGAGAGGCUGAUGCUGCACACGAGCACUGUGACCGUCACCACAUACAACACGCUAUAUGAGAUAUUGACCGAGCAAGUAUGCACUCAAGUUGUACACAAACCACACCCGGAGCCGGAUUCUACAGUGAAAAUUCAGAACCCAAUGAUUCUUAAGGUGGUGGCAACUUUGUUAAAAAACUCUACACCAAGUGCAGAACUGAUGGAAGUUCGUCGUUUGUUUUUAUCUGACAUGAUAAAACUUUUCAGUAACAGUCGUGAAAACAGAAGGUGCUUAUUGCAGUGUUCAGUGUGGCAGGACUGGAUGUUUUCGCUUGGCUACAUCAACCCUAAAAAUUCUGAAGAGCAGAAGAUCACUGAGAUGGUGUACAACAUCUUCCGGAUUCUGUUGUAUCACGCCAUCAAAUACGAGUGGGGAGGCUGGCGCGUGUGGGUGGACACCCUCUCCAUAGCUCACUCCAAGGUCACGUACGAAGCGCACAAGGAGUACCUGGCCAAGAUGUACGAGGAGUACCAGCGGCAGGAGGAGGAGAACAUGAAGAAGGGGAAGAAGGGGAGCGUGAGCACCAUCUCCGGGCUCUCCUCGCAGGCCGCCGGCGCCAAAGGCGGGAUGGAGAUGCGCGAGAUCGAGGACCUCUCCCAGAGCCAGAGCCCGGAGAGCGAGACGGACUACCCCGUCAGCACCGACGCCAGGGACCUGCUCAUGGCGACAAAAGUGUCCGACGACAUCCUUGGAAACUCCGACCGACCGGGCGGCGGGGUGCAUGUGGAGGUGCACGACCUUCUUGUUGACAUAAAAGCAGAGAAAGUGGAAGCCACAGAAGUAAAGCUGGACGAUAUGGACUUAUCGCCAGAGACCCUAGUGGGCGGAGAGAACGGGGCCCUGGUGGAGGUGGAGUCUCUCCUGGACAACGUGUACAGCGCGGCCGUUGAGAAACUCCAGAACAAUGUGCACGGAAGCGUUGGGAUCAUUAAAAAAAGUGAAGAGAAGGAUAAUGGCCCACUGAUAACAUUAGCAGAUGAGAAAGAUGAACUUCCUAAUAACAGUGCAUCAUUUCUCUUUGAUAAAAUACCCAAACAGGAAGAGAAACUCCUCCCUGAACUUUCUAGCAAUCACAUUAUUCCAAAUAUUCAGGACACGCAAGUGCAUCUUGGUGUUAGUGAUGAUCUGGGGUUGCUUGCUCACAUGACCAGUAGCGUAGACUUGACUUGUGCAAGUAUCGUAGAAGAAAAAGAGUUCAAAAUCCACACCACCUCAGAUGGCACGAGCAGCAUUUCUGAAAGAGACUCGGCCUCGGCCUCGAAAGGGCUGGCGUGUGCCGGCAUGACAGCCGCAGCUCUGGAGACGGAGUCUUCUGGGGGCAGGGUUGCACCAAACAUCGACGCAGGAAGUAUAGUUUCGGAUACUGAGAGGUCUGAUGAUGGCAAAGAAUUAGGAAAAGAAAUCCGAAAAAUUCAGACCACUACUACAACCCAAGCCGUCCAGGGCCGGUCCGUGGCCCAGGACAGAGACCUGCGCGUGGACCUCGGCUUCCGGGGGAUGCCCAUGACGGAGGAGCAGCGGCGGCAGUUCAGCCCCGGCCCGCGCACGACCAUGUUCCGCAUUCCCGAGUUCAAGUGGUCGCCCAUGCACCAGCGGCUUCUCACCGACCUGCUGUUCGCGUUGGAAACAGACGUUCACGUGUGGAGGAGCCAUUCCACAAAGUCUGUAAUGGAUUUUGUCAACAGCAAUGAAAACAUCAUUUUUGUACAUAACACCAUUCACCUCAUUUCCCAAAUGGUAGACAACAUCAUCAUCGCCUGUGGAGGGAUCCUGCCUUUGCUCUCGGCCGCCACGUCUCCCACUACGGAGUUGGAAAAUAUCGAGGUGACACAAGGCAUGUCCGCAGAGACGGCGGUUACCUUCCUCAGCCGGCUGAUGGCCAUGGUGGACGUGCUGGUCUUCGCCAGCUCUCUGAACUUCAGCGAGAUCGAGGCGGAGAAGAACAUGUCUUCUGGAGGCCUGAUGCGGCAGUGCCUGCGGCUCGUGUGCUGCGUCGCAGUGAGGAACUGUUUAGAGUGUCGGCAGAGGCAGCGGGACCGCGGGGGCAAGUCCGCCCACGGGAGCAGCAAGCCCGCCGACACUCCCCAAGGGGGCACGGCCGCAGCCGCAGCCAAGACCCCAUUAGAGAAUGUUCCAGGCAACCUCUCUCCUAUUAAGGACCCUGACCGACUCCUUCAGGAUGUCGAUAUCAAUCGCCUCCGUGCUGUUGUCUUCCGGGACGUGGACGACAGCAAGCAGGCGCAGUUCUUGGCGCUGGCGGUGGUUUACUUCAUCUCCGUGCUGAUGGUCUCCAAGUACCGAGACAUCCUGGAGCCCCAGCGCGAGACGGCGCGGGCGGGAGGCCCGCCGGGCAGGAACGUCCGGCAAGAAAUAAAUUCACCGACGAGUACAGUUGUGGUCAUCCCAUCUCUCCCUCAUCCAAGUUUGAACCACGGAUUCCUUGCCAAGUUAAUUCCUGAGCAGAGCUUUGCCCACUCAUUUUACAAAGAAACCCCUGCUGCGUUUCCGGACACUGUAAAGGAGAAAGAAGCACCGGCCCCCGGUGAAGAUGUGCAGCUGGAGAGCGCCAUCCCUCAUACUGAUUCCGGAAUCGGAGAGGAGCAAGUGGCCAGCAUCCUGAACGGGGCGGAAUUGGAGCCGGGCCCGGGCCCUGACGCCAUGAGCGAGCUGCUUUCCACCUUGUCGUCCGAAGUAAAGAAGUCACAAGAGAGCUUGGCUGAGGCCCCCAGUGAAAUGUUGAAGCCUGCGCCGUCCAUAUCGAGCAUCAGUCAAACCAAGGGCAUCAACGUCAAGGAGAUCCUGAAAAGUCUCGUGGCCGCCCCCGUCGACAUGGCGGAGUGCGGCCCGGACCCCGUCCCCUACCCAGACCCAGCCCUGAAGAGGGAAGCGCAGGCGAUCCUUCCUAUGCAGUUCCAUUCCUUCGACAGGAGUGUCGUGGUGCCUGUGAAGAAGCCACCUCCCGGGAGCUUGGCCGUCACCACGGUGGGGGCCACGGCGGCCGGGACCGGGCUGCCCACGGGCAGCACGCCCAACAUAUUUGCUGCAGCUGGAGCUACACCAAAAAGUAUGAUUAAUACCACAGGUGCCGUGGAUUCAGGGUCCUCCUCUUCCUCCUCUUCCAGUUUUGUGAACGGUGCUACCAGUAAAAACCUUCCCGCUGUGCAAACUGUUGCUCCCAUGCCCGAAGACUCGGCUGAAAACAUGAGCAUCACUGCAAAACUUGAAAGAGCUUUAGAAAAAGUUGCUCCUCUUCUUCGUGAAAUUUUUGUAGACUUUGCCCCAUUCCUUUCGCGCACACUUCUUGGCAGUCACGGACAAGAGCUAUUGAUAGAAGGCCUGGUCUGCAUGAAGUCCAGCACCUCCGUGGUGGAGCUCGUCAUGCUGCUGUGUUCGCAGGAAUGGCAGAAUUCUAUUCAGAAGAACGCAGGUCUUGCAUUUAUUGAACUCAUCAAUGAAGGAAGAUUACUGUGCCAUGCUAUGAAGGACCACAUUGUCCGUGUUGCGAACGAAGCCGAGUUUAUUUUGAACAGGCAGAGAGCAGAGGACGUACACAAACACGCGGAGUUCGAGUCGCAGUGCGCCCAGUACGCCGCCGACCGGCGGGAGGAGGAGAAGAUGUGCGACCAUCUCAUCAGCGCGGCCAAGCACCGGGACCACGUGACCGCGAACCAGCUGAAGCAGAAGAUCCUCAACAUCCUCACCAACAAGCACGGGGCCUGGGGCGCGGUCUCGCACAGCCAGCUGCACGACUUCUGGCGCUUGGACUACUGGGAGGACGACCUGCGCCGGCGGAGGCGGUUUGUCCGCAACGCGUUCGGCUCCACGCACGCCGAGGCCCUGCUCAAGGCGGCCAUCGAGUACGGCCCUGAGGACGACGCGGUGAAGUCGAAGAGAGCGUUCCGGAGCCAGGCGCUGGUGAGCCAGAGCGCGGAGGCCGAGCUGGCGCUGGAGGCGGACGACGACGCCGUCAGCCUGCUGCAGGAGAAGGAGGUGGACAGCCUGGCAGGCCCGGUGGUGCUCAGCACGCCCGCCCAGCUCAUCGCUCCCGUGGUGGUGGCCAAGGGGACCCUCUCCAUCACCACGGCGGAGAUCUACUUCGAGGUGGACGAGGACGACCCUGCCUUCAAGAAGAUCGACACCAAAGUCCUCGCUUACACUGAGGGACUUCACGGAAAAUGGAUGUUCAGCGAGAUACGAGCUGUAUUUUCAAGACGUUACCUUCUGCAAAACACAGCUCUGGAAGUAUUUAUGGCAAACCGGACCUCGGUUAUGUUUAACUUCCCGGACCAGGCGACGGUGAAGAAGGUCGUGUACAGCUUGCCCCGGGUUGGGGUCGGGACCAGCUACGGUUUGCCACAAGCCAGGAGGAUCUCGCUGGCCACCCCGCGGCAACUCUAUAAAUCCUCCAACAUGACGCAGCGAUGGCAGAGAAGGGAGAUCUCCAACUUUGAGUACCUGAUGUUCCUUAACACCAUCGCGGGACGGACGUAUAAUGAUCUGAACCAAUACCCCGUGUUUCCCUGGGUCUUGACAAACUAUGAAUCAGAAGAACUGGACUUGACUCUUCCGGGAAACUUCAGGGAUCUAUCAAAGCCAAUCGGUGCUUUGAACCCAAAGAGAGCCGUGUUUUAUGCUGAGCGGUACGAGACGUGGGAAGACGACCAAAGCCCACCCUACCAUUACAACACACAUUAUUCAACAGCGACGUCCACCUUGUCCUGGCUUGUUCGCAUUGAGCCAUUCACCACGUUCUUCCUCAACGCCAAUGACGGGAAGUUUGACCACCCCGGCCGGACCUUCUCCUCCGUGGCCAGGUCGUGGAGGACUAGCCAGAGGGACACUUCUGAUGUCAAGGAACUGAUUCCGGAGUUCUAUUACCUACCGGAGAUGUUCGUCAACAGCAACGGGUACAACCUGGGAGUCAGAGAGGACGAAGUGGCAGUGAACGACGUCGACCUCCCGCCUUGGGCAAAGAAGCCUGAAGACUUCGUGCGGAUCAACAGGAUGGCCUUGGAGAGCGAGUUUGUGUCCUGCCAGCUCCACCAGUGGAUCGACCUGAUCUUCGGCUACAAGCAGCGGGGGCCAGAGGCGGUCCGCGCCCUGAACGUUUUCCACUACCUGACCUACGAAGGCUCCGUGAACUUGGACAGCGUCACCGACCCCGUGCUCAGGGAGGCCACGGAGGCGCAGAUCCAGAGCUUCGGACAGACGCCGUCCCAGCUGCUCAUCGAGCCGCACCCGCCGCGGAGCUCGGCCAUGCACCUGUGUUUCCUGCCCCAGAGCCCUCUCAUGUUUAAGGACCAGAUGCAGCAGGAUGUGAUCAUGGUGCUGAAGUUCCCGUCAAACUCCCCCGUCACCCACGUGGCCGCCAACACCCUGCCCCACCUGACCAUCCCGGCCGUGGUGACGGUGACCUGCAGCCGGCUGUUCGCAGUGAACCGAUGGCACAACACAGUAGGCCUCCGAGGCGCUCCGGGGUACUCCUUGGACCAGGCCCACCACCUUCCCAUAGAGAUGGACCCCCUCAUCGCCAAUAACUCCGGAGUGAACAAGCGGCAGAUCACAGACCUCGUGGACCAGAGCAUACAGAUCAACGCGCAUUGCUUUGUGGUCACAGCCGACAACCGCUACAUCCUCAUCUGCGGCUUCUGGGAUAAGAGCUUCCGGGUCUACUCUACGGAAACAGGGAAGCUCACGCAGAUCGUGUUUGGCCACUGGGAUGUGGUCACGUGCCUGGCCCGGUCGGAGUCCUACAUCGGCGGGGACUGCUACAUCGUGUCGGGCUCUCGGGACGCCACCCUGCUGCUCUGGUACUGGAGCGGGCGCCACCACAUCAUAGGAGACAACCCGAACAGCAGCGACUAUCCGGCGCCCCGGGCCGUCCUCACGGGCCACGACCACGAAGUCGUCUGCGUGUCUGUCUGCGCAGAACUCGGACUCGUCAUCAGCGGUGCUAAAGAGGGCCCCUGCCUUGUGCACACGAUCACCGGUGACCUGCUGAGAGCCCUGGAGGGCCCGGAGCGCUGCGCGUGCCCGCGCCUGAUCUCCGUCUCCAGCGAGGGCCACUGCAUCAUCUGCUACGAGCGAGGGCGGUUCAGCAACUUCAGCAUCAACGGGAAGCUCCUGGCCCAGAUGGAGGUCAACGACUCGACGCGGGCCGUUCUCCUGAGCAGCGAUGGCCAGAACCUGGUGACCGGAGGGGACAAUGGUGUGGUGGAGGUCUGGCAGGCCUGCGACUUCAAGCAGCUGUACAUUUACCCCGGCUGCGACGCUGGCAUCAGAGCCAUGGACUUGUCCCAUGACCAGAGGACGCUGAUCACCGGCAUGGCUUCCGGCAGCAUCGUCGCCUUCAACAUCGAUUUCAACCGGUGGCACUACGAGCACCAGAACAGAUACUGAAGACCAGGGCAGGACCGGGAGCCGCGGCGGCGCCAGGGCACAGGCGCCGCGGAAAGGCAGCCCCUCGGGUGGGAAGCCACCCCCGACCGCC
This is a messenger RNA of Pteronotus mesoamericanus, 8962 nucleotides long. RefSeq names its product neurobeachin (gene NBEA). Gene Ontology annotation, cellular component: membrane; cytosol. Gene Ontology annotation, molecular function: protein kinase binding. The transcript has 57 exons. The coding region runs from base 67 to 8871 and encodes 2934 amino acids. The record is from RefSeq and is a predicted model, not a curated record. NCBI's taxonomy places the organism in Eukaryota, Metazoa, Chordata, Mammalia, Chiroptera, Mormoopidae. Gene Ontology annotation, biological process: intracellular protein localization.